This is a messenger RNA of Botrytis sinoallii, 672 nucleotides long. RefSeq lists its product as uncharacterized. The coding region runs from base 1 to 366 and encodes 121 amino acids. Lineage: Eukaryota; Fungi; Ascomycota; Leotiomycetes; Helotiales; Sclerotiniaceae. The transcript has 2 exons. The record is from RefSeq and is a predicted model, not a curated record.
AUGGCGACGACAUCUUCAACCCCGAUUGAUGAUUCCUUUCAGCUUUUCGAUCUCCGUGUCGAAGUUAUCUGCCCUCCCUCUUCCAAAAUCCUCUGUGGUGCCAAGGAAGGUGAUCAUUUUACUCUCGAGGGAGAAAUGCUAUAUUUACCACCUGGCCAGGGAAUUAGCAUAUACAGUUUAUCAUCGGUUCUCCCUCUACUAGCAGCAAAGCAACGCUUCACCCAUUCCAAUGAUUGGAUGACCACAGACGGACUGAUAGCAUGUCCAGAUCCAAAUUGUGGGAGUCAGUUGAAGAUCACCAGAACGGGAUUGAGGACGUUUAAGCACGGGGAAACUACGGUCGUGGGAUUUGAGGGCAAUGUUUAAGAGAUGUGGAGUUAAGGAUGUAAAUACGAAAGGGACACAAGUUGGUCUCACAAUAGGGAAUUCACUCUCCGAGGUAGUUAGCCGAAGGAGGGAGGUGUCAAUGAAUUUUCAGACAAGAACUCAAUAAUUUGGUAAUUGGCAAGAAGUAGUGACAUAAAUAGUCGAGGAAGCCUAUGUUUGGAACAAAUGACAAAUGAUACAACUAAUACGAAAAUAACCUCUUGUCUCUAAAUCACUACAAAGCAGGUCAACGAAACUUCAUCACUUGUAUCUUGGACAGUAGAGAUGCCCCAGUAAGCUGACCAC